ACUACACAAAACCCCCAACUUCACUUCUUUCUUCACUCCUUUUGUUCAAAGUAGCAUUCUUUUCAUUGAAGACUCACAUGGGUAUCUCCGAUAUGAACAUGAACGCUGGUUCAGUCACUCCACGACACUACCACAUUCACAAGGUUUUCCUUUUCUGCAACUACAUUCUAUUGGGUGCAGCCUCCAGUUGCAUCUUCCUCACCCUUUCACUGCGCCUCAUUCCCUCUCUCUGUGGCUUCUUCUUGAUCCUCCUCCAUGUCUUCACCAUUGCUGGUGCAAUCUCCGGCUGUGCUGCAGUGGGAACUAACCGCUGGUAUUCAGCUCACAUGGUAGCCACUGUGCUAACAGCCAUAUUUCAGGGUUCAGUUUCUGUGCUUGUUUUCACAAGAACUGGGGAUUUUCUUGAUCAGCUGAAGUCCUAUGUGAGAGAAGAGGAUGGUUCUGUGAUUCUCAAGUUGGCUGGUGGACUCACCAUUUUGAUCUUUUGCUUGGAGUGGGUGGUUUUGACACUUGCCUUUUUCUUGAAGUAUUAUGCUUAUGUUGAAGGUGGAAAUAAUGGGGCUGUCGUUGCCAUGAGAAGCGCCAAGGUGCAGCAAGAUGAGGAUUUGAAAGAUUGGCCAUGGCCUUUCCAAGUUUAGAGUCUCGUUUUGUUGACAAGAACAUCACUCUUGUGCUGUUAUAAUAAUGUCAUGCCACCCUUUAAGUUUUAGCUUCCUUUCUUUUGCUCAUAAUAUUCGUUCAUUCGUUGGAGAAUUGGAUGGUUUUUCUCCUAAUUGAUGUAUGUGUGUUUUCCUAUAAUGUAAUUAAU
Molecule: messenger RNA, 808 nt
Organism: Abrus precatorius (Indian licorice)
Lineage: Eukaryota; Viridiplantae; Streptophyta; Magnoliopsida; Fabales; Fabaceae
Exons: 1
Coding region: 78-638 (186 amino acids)
Source: RefSeq, a predicted model, not a curated record